This is a messenger RNA of Prunus armeniaca (apricot), 414 nucleotides long. The record is from the annotation of a GenBank genome assembly. NCBI's taxonomy places the organism in Eukaryota, Viridiplantae, Streptophyta, Magnoliopsida, Rosales, Rosaceae.
AUGGUAAGAGGUAUUGUGGCUCAUGGUUGGGUGGCCAUCGUUGAUCUAGCUGACGAUGAUGUCACCAUAACUCUCAUGGAUCCUUACAGAAAAGCUGUGGCACCCAUUAACGUCCCUAGGUUGGAUUAUGAGCACCUAAACCCUGAUCCAGAAAGCUACUUGGAAUCAUAUCAAUAUGAGGGAGGACAAGAGUACAGGACUGGUCUUAAUAAGAAAUUGAGGUGCAUUUCUGAUGUUAUAUUUUAUAAAAGCCAAGUCUACACAAUGGGACGACGGGGAAGGAAUAUGCCCUACGAUAUUAAGGGCAGUAAUAACCGUUCACGGCUGCCAAAAGCGAAGCUGCUUACACGUAAUUCUCUGUUUGAAAAUUCUGAUAUUAAGGAUGUAAACCGAGUAUCCUUCUUGUAUAGAUGA